Molecule: messenger RNA, 251 nt
Organism: Funneliformis caledonium
Lineage: Eukaryota; Fungi; Glomeromycota; Glomeromycetes; Glomerales; Glomeraceae
Source: the annotation of a GenBank genome assembly
AUUCUGACGAAAUUAUGGAAACUUAUAUGAUUUCUGUACAAACUGAUGAAAGCUUUGAUGAAUCGAAAGAAAAAGAAAUCCAAUGGCAUAUCUCUUCACCAGAAAAUAGCAUGAAAGAAAAUGAUAGUGAAUCUUAUUUUGAGCAAGAAUUGAUAAACCAAUUUGAAAAUCACUUAUUGAUUACUGUUGGAUAUCAAUGUCCAAAAGAUGAAAUGAUUGAAAUUUACAAGGAAAAUAUUAAAGUCAAGCAA